AUGAGUUACCUCUACUCCCCCUACAGAUCCUAUGCCAGACCCCACUAGUAUUCACCCACCCGUUCAUAUGUCUCCCCAGUUUACACAUCCACUCCACCAAGAGGUAAGACUCCUCUGCUAAAUAUUUAAGGCAAUUCUUGGGUGGAGAGAAUCCCAGUUGAGCAGAGAUACACUGAGUAUGUUCCAGAACAGAGAAUUGAAUACAAGCCAGUCGAGAGAAGAUACACAGACUAUGUGGAAAUCGAGCAUUACAGAGAUUAUGUCCCAGUCCCAAGACUUGAAAGAAGAGUAGAAUACGUGCCAAUCGAGAGAUACGAUGAAGCAGUCGACUAUGUUCCAGUGGAGAGAUCCAGUGUUGUUCGCCAACCUCUGUCAAAUUCUUUAGCCUACAGCAGAUAUUCCAGAUAUCCAUCCAGAUAUUAUUAUUAUUGA
This is a messenger RNA of Paramecium tetraurelia, 432 nucleotides long. RefSeq lists its product as uncharacterized. The record is from RefSeq and is a predicted model, not a curated record. The transcript is spliced from 2 exons. Lineage: Eukaryota; Ciliophora; Oligohymenophorea; Peniculida; Parameciidae.